Molecule: messenger RNA, 512 nt
Organism: Porites evermanni
Lineage: Eukaryota; Metazoa; Cnidaria; Anthozoa; Scleractinia; Poritidae
Source: the annotation of a GenBank genome assembly
CUUACAGUUUACUGCAGGGAUGUGCUGUCACGGCUUGAGGAAGUGAAGGCUUAUAUCACGUCAACAUUUGGGAGUGUACUGAAGAUUGAUUCCACAAAGAAGGUAAGAUAUUAUAAACAGAUAAAUUACCAAGUCACCUUAAGCCUUUAUAUCAAUAGUAAUCUUUGUUUGGAAACACCGACAUAUCACGAAUAUGGCAUAUCAAGUACCCCGGAUAGUAGCCCCCCCCCUGCCCAGCUCAAAAAAUAUUCCUCUUGUUACUCAAGCAAUUGUUAUAAUAAUUACUGUAUCGGUUAUCUUUUUCAACUUUGUACUAGGUUACUAAAAAGCUUGCUGGUGCUGCUGCUGGAACAGCUGCUUGGGUCACCAACAUUGGAAAUGAAUUUGGCCAAGUUCUUAACAGCGUCUUAACAGCAAGUGAGGGAAGUGGGCUCCGCCCUAUGGCAACUGGGAUCAUCCGUCGCUAUGAGGUGGCUGGCGUUCCCCCACCAGUACUUCUAUACACAGAUCGU